GCGGUGCCUCGGAAAAGCGCGCUUCCGGCUUCCGGCGUCGUGUGCCAGCGUGCGGAGGGCGGCCCUGAGGCGCGGCUGGCGCCAUGUUCCUGACCGCGCUCCUGCGCCGCGGCCGCAUCCCCGGCCGGCAGUGGAUCGGGAAGCACCGGCGGCCGCGGUUUGUGUCGGCGCAGGCGAAGCAGAACAUGGUCCGCCGCCUGGAGGUCGAGGCGGAGAACCACUAUUGGCUGAGCCGGCCCUUCCUCACGGCCGAGCAGGAGCGCGGCCACGCGGCGGCCCGCCGGUUGGCCGCCUUCCAGUCGCUCAAGGCUUCGCAGGCGGCCAGGUUCCCCGCGCCCCGGCGGCUGGAAGAUCAGCUCGGCCACCUCAAGGUCACCGGGAAGUGGUCCUGACCCGCGCCACGCCGCCUGCGUCCUGCGGCGACGAGCGGGAGCCUCUGGCCGGAGCCCCACGGAGCCCCGGCCAAGCCGAGCGAGUGCCUGCGACGGAGGCCCCGGGCCCACGCUCCCCACCGCCCGCAGUGUGUCUCGGUCGGAUCGCGCGUCUCGCUUCUCUGCCCUGAGGAGGGAACCGGGCGGCGCCCGGGUCACACGGGAUGCGGAACGCAACCUGCGCGUAGCCGCAAUGAAGUUGCCGACCGCGCUCUGGCAUCUAUCUGGGCCUCGGUGCGAGAUUCUGCUGGGGGCUUUGCUGUGCAUGCUCGCUUACCUUCUGCCGGCAGGUCUUGCCUACGCGGACAUGAGAAAAUCUACUUUUCCAGUUAAACGCGCUCCUAAAAAUAGUGGUUUCUGGUGAGAUUUGCUCCUAAAGGUGGACAGUUGGACACCGUCUAUUUUGGGGGACUCCUCCCGGAACUAGGACCCUUUAAGCCAGGCGGCGCAGCCGAAAAACAAACCAAACAAACAAAAUAAUCUAUUUAAAAAAAAAUCAGGUUGUCACCUCAGUAUUGAAAAUAAGGAUGAUUUAUGUAUUUUGGAUAUGAGUCCUUUUUCAGGUAUGUUUUCCAGUCUUCGACUUUCCAUUCUUUUAACAGACUGUCUUUCAAAGAACGAAAGUUCUUAGGUUUGAUGAAGGGGACAAUUGAAAAUUGUUUAAUAAAAGCUCAAUUAAAACCUUUUUGAUAAAGCUGCGUGUACUCUGGCGUACGUAGACCACAGUGUCGUCACACUCAGGUAGUCCCCGUGGUUGCCCGAAGGAUCAGCCCCAUCGCUUUCCCAAGGCAACACUACCUUGCCACACCUGCCAGGUGACUAAAGCAACAGUCAUCCCCGAACAACAACAGCUGUUCAAAUACAGGACUUUAUUUAUUUAUUAAUAAUCAUUAUUAUGAUUUUUGGAAAAACAAGUUUUAAAAUGUUCAGCCUUAAUGUUAAUGAAGGUUAGGCCACCCAAAAGACAAAGCAAAGAUCACAUUAAGUCAUGGUCCAGGGUUACACUUAUGAAAAACAAAUACAAGAAUUACGAGACAUGAUAUGUAAAGACAACCAAAGUAAACUGUAUUUCAAAUUUGUUUAUAUAAAAACAUAUUAAAGAUCACUUUAAAAUAGUGUCCACCUUUUCUGUAAAUGGGCAUAGACUAAGCUGCAAUCAUGUACAAAUGUGAUAAACUCAACAGCUUUCUGAAGCUUUUAAUACAAUUCCUUUAUGCAACUCAACAAAAUAAUAUAAAGUGAAGUCGUUAGAAAAAUAGGGACCUUGCUGAAUCUAUCUUGCAUUUUUAAUUUAAGUUGGAAAAUAUAGUUCAGAUCAUAAGAAACACAUGAAUUUCAGAUUUACAUAUUAGCUGUAUCUUACAGAAUAUGAGAUACGGUCUUUAUUUUGGCUGAAAUGCAAAAAUAUGGUUAAUUUCUCUAACAGAUUAGUUAAAAAUACUUUCCAUUGAUAGCAGUGCUAGUCCUAGAACAAAAUGUAAGCAAAACAUUUGUAAGUCACUUGUCUUUUCAGCGCCCCAAAUAUGCAGAUCCUAACACUAAGCCCUUAAGAUGCAUCUGCUUUAAAGAUGACUGAAGGGAAAUCGCACGUGACUGAAAAUCUGAAAAUGCUACAAACAGUCAAAAUCUGCUAUUAAUAGACAAAUUCAAGUAAACAUUGCAUAUUUGAUUUAAACUAAGUUAAAUUAACUUAUGACACAUUGGAUCAUAACCACUAAAUAUGUAAAAGGAUUUAAAAAAAUCAUCCAUAUGCAAAGAUGAAACUAUACUAUGUAAGCGGUGCAAGUUCAGUGACCACUAAGCUGUAGCUGCUCUUUGGUUUGGCACAGUGACAGUGGUCAGAUGCCUCAGGUACUGAAUAUUCAAGUAAGUUUGUACCCACGUAAAAACCAAGUUUCCUGUCUAAUUUGUUUUUAAUGGCAAUGGCAAGACCUGAAAUUCAACUUUAUUUUCCUUAAAUAUUAUCACAACUGUUCAAGUGUUUGAAGGAACAAAGACGGUACUAAUAAAUGUUGACAGGGCUUCAUUUUGACCAUUUCUCUGCAAAGGUUGGCAGCACUAAUCAAUCCCAGAGAAAUACCAAAGAGGCAGCCUUUCCCCGAUUCCCAUACCACUUGUAGGCCCUUGCCGAACAGUCAUUAAUAUGUACAACUAAACGAAGCCAAAUAUUUAGAACGUGGCAAAUGUUGGCCAUAAAUUAAUUAAACCAAAGGUAACUAAAUUAAAAGGCUUUAGCUGAAAAUUCCUGAAAAGGUGUUUACUAAUGCUAUUAAGAUGAUGUUAACAGAUACUGAAAGAAAUGAAAAAGAAAUACCACAAAAGCACCCAAAUAGGUUAAAGGGAAAAUUAAGUUUCCUCAGUUGUUAAUCAGGUGCAUGCAAAUCCUUUGACCUGUAUGUAAAAAUACCCACAAGAAGUACCAGGACAUUUCUGAAAGCAGUCACUUAACGUUUAAACAUUUACUAUUUCCUUAUAGUACUCAAACUGCCAAACUGAAGUGAUGUUUCUGGUUGGUAAAUCGAUAUCCCUUAACUCUCAUAAGUUUUCUAGAAUCAAGAUUAUUAAGACUACAGUGUUGAAAUAAAGGUAGAAACUGUAUUAUAGUAUUCCAAACUAUUUUCAAAGCUAACUCAUUCCUCUAGUUCAAAGGGGAAAAAAAUUACUUCCUUUUAACAUCUAAUAUUAAUAUAGCCCAUGGAAUUAGACAAAUCCUAUAAAUUAUAAACCUGGAAUAGUUGGCUAUAAAAUUUAUGCUACAUUAGGAGAUUAUAGAGCUACCCCUAGAAUAUUGUUUGGCGUCCAGAAGGAACUCCGAAAAUAUCUGUUGGACGAAUGUUAAGUAAGGUAUUGUGCAAAAUUAGAAACUGAAGAAUGUUAAAGGUCGUCCAGUCGAAAUCAUCCGUAACACCCCUCUCCCCAACCCCAUUUUAUAGACAAGGAAACUAUAACAUGUUUUUACAGACGCUGGUUAAAACUGAUCUCCACCCACUACUGGAAGCAAUCAGUCAUUUUAGCUUGUGUGUGGCCAACUAAGCAAAGUAUAAAGGAGGAGUAACAUCUGUAUAUUGUUUCUCCGCUAUAGGACACUGUAUUUUUCUUUAGAAUUAAUGCAACGAUCCCUGUCACUUAGAUUGGAUUUCAAAAGGAAAAGGGGGAUAAGUGUCUAGGCAGAAAGGGGUUGCUGUUAGGAAGUCAGACUUAAAAUCCUGCAUAUAAGAGUGGAAUCCGCCUCUCAGAGAAUGGAAGUUUUGAAUGACUACUCAAGUGAGAAUUUCUUUCUUGAGAGCAGUGUUAUGCUAAACAGUUUUACCCUAGUUCAAAUCGUAUUUUACGUUGCUGUUGAAGCUAUUAUAGGAUUACUGUAAAAAGUUUCAAAGCAAACUUCAGUCAUUACCUAAAUUGAAAUUUGAAAGUCAACUCAGCAGCAGGCAGCACUCUGAAAGCAUACUUUUCACAGCUUUCUGUAGCUUGUCUUUCGCUUUACUUUUCUUCUAGCCACCUCUACCCAAUCCUACUGUGU
Molecule: messenger RNA, 3951 nt
Organism: Physeter macrocephalus (sperm whale)
Lineage: Eukaryota; Metazoa; Chordata; Mammalia; Artiodactyla; Physeteridae
Gene: MRPL57
Product: mitochondrial ribosomal protein L57
Exons: 2
Coding region: 84-392 (102 amino acids)
Biological process (GO): mitochondrial translation
Cellular component (GO): mitochondrial ribosome
Molecular function (GO): structural constituent of ribosome
Source: RefSeq, a predicted model, not a curated record